Messenger RNA from Magnolia sinica, 2655 nucleotides. RefSeq lists its product as uncharacterized. The record is from RefSeq and is a predicted model, not a curated record. The transcript is spliced from 5 exons. Bases 564 to 2198 code for a protein of 544 amino acids. Lineage: Eukaryota; Viridiplantae; Streptophyta; Magnoliopsida; Magnoliales; Magnoliaceae.
ACUCCAAACCCCUAAACCCCACCUAUUUCCUCGUCUUUUUGUAAUGGCAGGAAUCCAACAUUCUCUCUAUCCAAAACCCCAAAACUGCACACAAAACACCACCCCUCCUCUCUCCCUCUCUCAAAUGGAAGAAAUGCAAGCCACCAUUCUCCCUCCAAACACCCAGAAAUUCAUAUAAAAUCCCACCUCUUCCCUCUCUCAUAAAUGGCAUAAAUCCAACAAAACCUCACUGGUUUUCCCUUAUCCCGUCCGUCCAUCUCAGUCCACUUCAUCCUACCCCUAGAAAGUCUCGAAUCCAUAUCCUUCACCUACUCCAUCUCACCAACAUUAUCGUCCGAUCUCAGAAUCUUCAUCUCGGCGGAAGUUCUCUCUCCAGAUCAUUUCUCCGACAUCUUGAUUUUGGUAUGCACUAACAAACAAGAACCGGAAUUUUUAAAGAUUGGCCGAGUCAGCUCGGGUCCUAGCCCUGCCUGUAGCAACUUCCUUAUCUAUGAACGCCUCCCUAAAUUGAUUUCCAUGCCGCAUGUAGGUUUUGAUUCUGAAAUUCGGUGAAGUUGAACGACAUGCAGGCGGUAAAAGCCAGCUGGGUUGGGCAGACAUUUGCCCUUGCUAAAUGCAAUGAUUCUCAGGGGAAGAAGACUCGCACUCGCCGAAGUAAAGAGGAGAGGAAGACAAUGGUCGAGACCUUCAUAAAGAAGUACCAGACUUCAAACAAUGGGAACUUCCCCUCACUCAAUCUCACCCACAAGGAAGUUGGUGGAUCUUUCUACACAGUACGGGAAAUUGUACGGGAGAUAAUUCAGGAAAAUAAAGUGCUAGGUCCUGCUACUGUUUCUUUAGAAGAACAAUGCACAUCUGGAUCACUCUCUAGAGAGCCUUACAGUGAUUUAUCCUUGUCAUCAGUAAUUGGGAGUGCAAUCGACCAUAUGCAACCAGAGAUUCUUUUCCUUUCUGAAGAGGAUCAGAGCAAACAUGAAGAAUCUGUUAUGACUUCAAGCCAGGGAUCUUCUAACAGGUUUUAUGAAAUGGUUGAAUCCAAUGACAAGAAAACUAUUAAAGCUUAUCCAAAAGAUGCUUGCAUCCCGCAAUUUAUACAUGAGGACUCUGCUGCUCAUCAGCAGCAGAGUUUGUACCUCGAUGGAAAUUUUGCUGAUGAACAAUGUAAAGAAGGGGAGGCUUGGAAACCGUCAAAGAUGGAAGGGAUUAGAAAGCAAGAGGAUGAACUUGGUUGUAAGGAAGUUGUGAUUAGUGAAAAACUGGAUAUAGCAGAGCAUUUUGCAGAAACAUCUGUUGAUACAGUAGCUCCUACAUUUUCUGAGUUAACCCAUACAUCAUCAAUAGGGAAGGAUGCUGAAAAUGGCAAAGCAAGUGACAGCAUAGAUGUUCCUACAGCUACUGUUGUGGUCGAUGAUGCUGUUUCAGAGGCAGUGGUGUCAGAUAUUACGCCUGAAACCAAAAUUGUGAUAGAUGUGGAAACAGGAAAUAUAUCUGUUCCGAUACAGGAGCAGUCAUCUCCUGCUUAUGUCAAAGCGGCAUUUCCUUCAACAUCUGCUGCCGACCUGACUAUCAGCCAGAAUGGAAUGUCUGAAGCAGCAGGAGCAAGCAUUGCAAAUCCAAUUUCAGAAAGUUCUGGUUUUCAUAGAAGUGGAAGUCUGACACAUGAUGUUCCGAAUCAUGAAAUAAGUAGCCUUUUGAAGGAUGCAGGUCUUGAAGUAUCUCAUAAUGAUUUCCUGACACCACAGUCAUAUGAUCAGCCCAAUCUAGUAACAGAAGUUGAGCCUCUACUUGCUCCUAGUGAUGCACAAGCAGAGAAAGUCACUGCUAAUGUUGAUAAGACUUGUGGAGAAUCAAAGUCACUCUCUCCUGUUACUAAAGAAGCAGCAGAGAUCAAUGCAGAAGCUGAUCUUAAACAGAAGAGCAACAAUAGAAAUGGAAGAAGCAGCACAUUAGAUGGAAUGAGCAGAGAAGGAUUGUUUCAGAGGCAUUUCCGACAAGAUCUAGGUCAAAUUCAAAGAUCGAAACUUAUUUUUUUACAUCAAAUCGAAGAAUCAAAGCUCCUGAGCUCACUUUUGCAAAAAUCGAAAAAAAGCCGAUCAUUAGAAAAGGAAACUGCUAGAGGUGCAGAGUCGGAGACUAAUCCGUUUUGGGCUGCAAUUAAGGCAUUCAUCGCUGCCGUUGCAAAGUUUUUGGUGGAAUGAGGCAUGGAGCAUUUGCUGAUACGAAAAUGGGAUGAGCAAGUGGCCCUGACAAUUACAAAGGAGUCAUGCUUGAAAGGUGAGGGAAUUGGCUCCUUCUCUUUCCAUCCCAUUUUAUCCUUCUUGUUUUAUGAUUGUAUUCUAUUUAAUUUCUUCCCGUCCCUAUAUCCUCCCAGAUUUUCCAUGAAGUUGACUGGGACCAAACAACUUAAAGGUGCCCUUGGUUGUAAUCUAAGUUUAGCAGAAAGGAUAAUCGGUUUGAUCAAGAUCAUUUUUCAAUGAUGACCCACUAAACUAAACAGGGAAGUCCCAAGGAAAGAGGAAAUGGCACAAAUAAGUGGGAGACAGCCUCAAUUACAGUUCUUCAUUCGUUUCAACUUUGACAUGAAACUAAGGCUUCGUUUAGUUGUUACAACAUUGGAAUAGUAUGGCUCCUCAAAACAAAAUUGAGUUUUGUUCA